Molecule: messenger RNA, 1974 nt
Organism: Alnus glutinosa
Lineage: Eukaryota; Viridiplantae; Streptophyta; Magnoliopsida; Fagales; Betulaceae
Product: cation/H(+) antiporter 4-like
Exons: 2
Coding region: 1-1974 (657 amino acids)
Biological process (GO): regulation of pH; proton transmembrane transport
Cellular component (GO): membrane; endomembrane system
Molecular function (GO): antiporter activity
Source: RefSeq, a predicted model, not a curated record
AUGGAUAUGGGAAUGAUAAAAAGAACAGGAAGGAAAGCCUUGUUUACCGGUGUUGGAUGCAUAUUGGCGCCUUUGUUAAUUGGUUUGUUAGUUGAAAUGCAACUUAAAUCAUUGUGGCUGAAGGAGGAAGACGUAUAUACAAUUCUAUUCUUAACAACAAUACAUUGUAUAACUCCAUUUCCGGUCCUUGCUUGCCUUCUUGAGGACCUCAAUAUCUUGAAUUCUGAAUUGGGUCGAUUAGCCCUAUCUGCCGCAUUGGUAAGCAAUACCUUAAGCAUCAUGAUUAACGUUGGUACCAAAUUGAUUAUAAUUUACAAGAGUCAAGGUAGUAUGCUUGCCGCUAUAAGUUUGGGAACAGCCAUCAUCUAUUGUAUUGCCCUUCUAUUUGCAAUUCGACCAGCAAUGUUUUGGGUAAUCAGGCAGACACCGGAAGGCAGGGGUGUCAAAGACACAUACAUUCAUACCAUCUUGCUAAUGUUCUUGGGCUCUGGGUAUCUUUCCCAUUCAAUUGGUCAGGGUUUAUUCUUUGGACCUUUCAUGCUCGGUCUCGCAAUACCAGAUGGACCACCUUUAGGAUCAGCCAUUGUCAACAAGUUCAACUACUUCAUUUGGGAUGUGUUUAUGCCGAUCGUUGUAACUACUUGUGGAAUGAGGACGGAUCUGAGUUUAAUCAAAUUCGAUAACAGCUUUGUGGUAUUCCACGGAAUCAUCAUUGUUUCGAUUGUUGUGGCCAAAGUGGUGGCUUCUUUGAUUCCUGCCUUAUUGUCCAAAAUGCCCUUAAAUGAUGCUCUGGCACUCGCUCUUUUAUUGAGUUGCAAAGGUGUAGUCCAACUUUUUCAGUAUACAUAUCUCAGAGAUAUUGAGGCCAUAACAGACCAGGUGUUCACUUUGUCAAGUGUUAGCAUCCUAGUGACUGCGUUUUUUGGGCCACUUCUAGUUAAGAUGUUGUACCAUCCUUCAAGGAAAUAUGCAGGUUACCAGAAAAGGGAUAUUAUGCAUUGCAAAGACAACGAAGAGCUACGAAUCCUAGUGUGCAUUCAUAGGGCAAAUAACAUUGCUGCUGUGACCAAACUACUUGAAGUCUUGUGCCUCUCUAGAGAAAGGCCCGUUGUUGUUUAUGUGAUUCACCUUAUCGAGUUAAUUGGGCGAGCCUCACCUAUUUUUAUUUCCCACCAAUUGCAGAAAAAGAUUGUAUCCAAUAGUACUUCCUAUUCAAAGAAUGUCAUUCUCGCCUUCAAUCACUUUGAAAAUGUCAACCAAGGUACUGUAUUAGUAAACGUCUUCACAGUAAUUUCUCCCCUCAAGUCCAUGCACGAAGACAUAUGCAUCCUUGGAUUAGACAAACUCACAUCCCUCAUAGUACUCCCGUUCCAUCGAAAAUGGUCCACUGACGAUUUUGUUGAAUUAGAGGACAAUGCCAUAAGGACCUUAAAUUGCAGUGUGCUUGAACUAGCACCCUGCUCUGUUGGGAUCCUUGUUGACCGUGGUCAUUUAGGCUGCUCAACGUUUUCAUCACAGUCAUCCUAUUCUGUUGCCAUGAUCUUCUUAGGAGGUAAUGAUGAUCGAGAGGCACUAAUUUUUGCCAAGCGCAUGGCCAAUCACUCGAAAAUUGUCCUUACUGUGGUUCACCUUGUUGCCUCUAGCAAUGAAGGUGAUACCCACUGGGACAAAUCGCUUGACAAUGAAAUACUUAAGGAUGUUAAACUUAACAAUGUGGGUGGUGAAUAUGUGAUAUUCCUAGAGGUGAUGGUGAAAGAUGGGCCUCAUACAGCAUUGAUAGUUCGGUCUAUGGUGAACAAAUACGACCUUAUUAUUGUUGGCAGACAACAUAAUGCAAAGUCUCCGCAGACAUCUGGUCUUACAGAGUGGAGUGAAUUUCCAGAGUUGGGAAUUAUGGGAGACUUGCUUGCCUCAUUUGAUUUUAACAACAGAACUUCUGUUUUUGUGGUGCAACAACAAAAGAAGAAGACCUAG